Messenger RNA from Perkinsus marinus ATCC 50983, 567 nucleotides. RefSeq lists its product as hypothetical. The coding region runs from base 1 to 567 and encodes 188 amino acids. Gene Ontology annotation, cellular component: mitochondrion; nucleus. The transcript has 5 exons. The record is from RefSeq and is a predicted model, not a curated record. NCBI's taxonomy places the organism in Eukaryota, Perkinsozoa, Perkinsida, Perkinsidae. Gene Ontology annotation, biological process: mitochondrion organization.
AUGCCACGCAAAUCGGGUCCUACUAAGACCACGUCUUCUACUCCUCCUGCCGGCCCUACAACGGGAGCCCGCAGAGCUACGGCCACUGGUCCUAGUCACGGCAGGAAAAGUAGUCAUACCUCUACCACACAGCAGCAGUCUUCUCCUCCAAGCUCUCCUACUCCUACUACAACUUCAUCUACCCCUACUGCUCCCACACACGCUCCACCAGCUGCCCCUACGGCCCAUUCGGCGUCUAACCCGACCCCGGUAGCAGCGGCCAGCCCUCCUCCUGCUGCCCCCUCCGGUGGUGGUGGCGGCGGGAUGCUGUCUGGCUUGGCUGGAUCUCUGAUGGGAGGCAUGGCAUCGGGCGUGGGGAUGUCAGUUGCCAAUCGCGCAGUUGAUGCUAUCUUCGGCCCUAGGCAGACAGAGGUUGUCCACAAGCACGAAGGAGGCCCUUCCUCGGCCCCAGCGGACCCAUGCACGAGCCAGCAAGACAGCCUUAAUCAGUGCCUGUCGAGUAAGGAGUCGUUCGAAUGCCAGUCCCUUGUUGAUCAGCUCAAGCAGUGCAAAGCACAGGGAGCAUGA